Molecule: messenger RNA, 1296 nt
Organism: Spodoptera exigua (beet armyworm)
Lineage: Eukaryota; Metazoa; Arthropoda; Insecta; Lepidoptera; Noctuidae
Source: the annotation of a GenBank genome assembly
AUGCCAGCCUUGCUAAAUAGCCCGAGUUGCGGGAUCCGGAAUAACAAUUUGUGGAUCACACAGAGUUGUAUACAACAGGAAUCGAUCCCGCGACACGUUGCAAUGCAGUCGGUAGCCCUGCAACCGUGCAAAGAGUGGUUGGCACUUGGCAGGUAUGAUAAAAUGAAGAUUGACCUAGUGCAGAGGCUGAGCAGGAACAGAGUGGUUUUUAGUCAGUCAGAGUUUGACACUCCCUCUUGCCUCAUCCUGGGCGAAAGAAGUCAUAUGAUGGUUUACUCCUCCCAACAAAAAGGCCUGGACCGCAACUGCAACCUGGCUAUCUACACAUCGGCAACAAUCUACAUAUCCCAAUGGGCCCCAUCUGUGAUGAUCGCCUACAUAGUGACUGAGCGCCCUAUGGUCGUGUAUUAUAACAAGAAAUUCAUCAGCAACGUGACUGUGAUUAGCCGUCGACGCAGUCGGGACGACCCUGUUUACUAUAUCAACUUUUACACUGAUAUUCUGGUGCCAUUAGGGAACAAUGUUUCGUCUCAGGAAGCUCCAGACGUUGAUUCAGCUUGCCAAAUCUGGGUUGAUCAAGAACUACAGAAUACCAAUAUGGAUGAAGUAAAUCCUGAUCCACUCAUCCCUCAAACAGACGAUGAAUAUGACUCUGCCAAGUUAGAUGAGCAACCAUCUAAAGUAAAAAUUGAGAGAAGGUCCUCCCCUAUAUACUAUAAGAAAAUUAAAAAGAAAAAGCUUAAGCACCGGGCUACACCAAGAAAUUAUUCAACCGACUCUGUUCCUCAAUGUACAAAAGAGGAUGAAUUUGAUAUCUAUGGUAAAUAUAUUGCUUCACAACUGAGAAAAAUGGACCUCCAUAAGGCAUUGAGGAUACAACUAGAAAUACAAAAUCUACAACAAGAUUCACUAGAUGAUGCCAACCAGAAAAUAUGGCUGUCAACUACGGACAACAUGGAAGAAGAAACUUUGGAGCCAUUCCCUGAAGAUGAUGAAUACACAUUAAUUUUAAAAACAGAACCCAGAGAAGUACCCCAAAUCAGUGAAAGUAGGUAUCAGAAUAAAAAGAAAAAAAUUAAGCACAGAAGGCCUAGUACUGAUUGCUCUGAGAGGACAUUUGUGGAGACCAUAGACUCAAAUAUAGAUACAGCAAAGGAGGAUGAAUUUGACAUUUAUGGUAAAUAUAUUGCAUCACAGUUGAGAAAAAUGGAUUUGCAGAAGGCAUUGAGAGUUCAGUUGGAGAUUCAGAGUCUAGUUAGUGAAGCCAGGCUAUCUGGGUUAAAUGGAAAGCAUUGA